Penaeus vannamei (Pacific white shrimp) is the source of this 2678-nucleotide messenger RNA. The record is from RefSeq and is a predicted model, not a curated record. NCBI's taxonomy places the organism in Eukaryota, Metazoa, Arthropoda, Malacostraca, Decapoda, Penaeidae.
AGCUCCCCUCAAAGAAUAACCCAACAUGAUUAAACCACUUACAGAGGCACAGAGCCAGAGAGGCGGAGUGAAGGAGGUCUUGGCUCUGGGGGACAAAAAGGACUCCUCUUUGGGCCACGUGACUACGUCCUCUCCAUAGGACCGUUUCUAGCGAAUAUGUCUCGUUUCUGAGAACCAAUUUUAGCAGAACAGCAACAAAAAAUAUCUAGAAAAUGCAUUGCGAUAGAAGUAGGACUACAUAAACUAGGGGAACUAUUGGGAUCGCUAAAAUGUCGAGAAUAUUAAGUGUUCCUUGGUGACAGACUGGCAGAGAAGGAGGAGGAAUCUCGCAAUCAAACAGCGUCGCCGGUGCUUUCCUCUUCUCAACUAUGUGUAAUCCCGAUUGCGAAAUUACGGAAAUGAUAUUCAUAGAAAGACAGAAGCUCUGGUUAUAGCCUCGGUCCUUGGCUAAAGAUGAUAUAGAUGACACCCAGUAAUCGGCUUUACUGGAUGUCUCGACCAAAGAACUUUUGACACUAGCACCGUCUAAGCAGCCGUCGCGUAGUGAAUAGUGGCUCAGUAAGACAGUGGCCUCGUCCGUGGGCGGCCGGAGCGGGUUGGACGCCCACGCCCGGAGAUGGUGUCCCUCAGGCCGCCCACACCGGACCAUGGGGACGUGCAGGGGACCUAGCAGUCCACCACAGCCACUGCGUCACUCUGGACGGACACCGGAGACUCUUCAUCUACGGGCUUGGGUUUGGGCUUUCGCUCUCGCGUGGAUGAUCUGCGGGGCGGCGAGCGGCGCGUGCCCGAGGGGGUGCGAGUGCAAGUGGAAGGACGGGAAGGAGACGGUGGCCUGCAUCAAGGCCGACUUCAACGUCAUCCCGCGGAACCUCGACCCGUCCACUCAGGUGCUGGACCUCCAGUACAACAACCUCAAGGUGUUGCGCAAGGACGCCUUCGUUGACACGGGUCUCGUCAACCUCCAGAAGCUGUGGCUCAACUACUGCAACCUGCAGCGCAUGGAACGCGGCGCCUUCAACAUGCUGGCCAACCUGGUAGAGCUCGACCUGAGCCACAACCUGCUCCAAGUGGUGCCUACGGCCGCCCUCUGCGACGUGCCCGGCCUGCGGGACCUGCGCCUCGCCAGCAACGCCCUCACGUCCCUCCCCGAUGACGCAUUCUCUGCCACGCCGGAACUAGUUCGUCUAGAUUUGUCGAAUAACAGUAUAUAUAGUUUAGAAGAUAAUGCAUUUAGGGGUCUUGCAAGCUUAGAAGUGUUGAAGUUAACAGAUAACAGGCUAGUUCACAUUAGUCAAGAGGUGUUGGUGCCGCUCAUGGCGCUGCACGGGCUGCACCUGAACGAGAACCCGUGGCGGUGCGACUGCAGCCUGCGUCCUCUCCGCCGCUGGAUGAUCGACCACAAGAUCGCCGGGAUCGUGCCGCCGACCUGCGCCCGCCCGCGGCGCAUCAGCAGCCGCAGCUGGCACACGCUCGGCCUGAACGAGUUCGCGUGCGCCCCCGACGUCAGCGCCAUCACGCCGCGGGUCAUGGCCUCCAGCGACGAGAGCGUGUCCCUCGCCUGCCGCCUGGAGGGGGACGUGGAGGCCAACGUCAGCUGGUAUCACGGGGAAAAACGCUACAAAGUGCGCUACAAGGUACGCGAUUCCGUCUUCAAUAACACUGCCAAAGUUUCUAAUCUGACCAUAGGGAAAGUGCGAGCCAAGGACCAGGGCGUGUACUGGUGCGUGGCGCAGAACAAGGCCGGCCGCGCCGAGGCCAACGUCACGCUGGAGGUGUCCAACGAGAUCAGCGAGUACCGCCUGGUGGCCAUCAACCCGGCCUACAUGACCGGGGGGCUGCUGAGCGGCCUGGGCUUCCUCGUCACCAUCCUCCUCCUCGUCAGCUGCAUCAUCCACCGCCGCCAGAGAGUCCGCAGGUUCCGGAGGCAGGAGGAGGACCGCGAGGGGCGCGAGAUGCUGGCGGCGGCUCAGUCUUCCAUGUCUCGGGGCUCCUCGUGUGUCGCGCAGCCCGAGGUGGCCGACUACCACGCCGUGCCCUCGGGGGACCUCGACGACGCGCCCCUGCACCCGCUGCAGGCCAAGCAGUCGUACCUGGGCCGCGGCGCCGCCAACGGCCACUACGCGCGCGACAACUACACCGAUAAAAUCCAGCGCUACACCGACGCCGUCUCCGACCCGCGCAGGUACAAGGACGACCUCGAUGUCGACCUCAGGACGCGCAGUGAUCUCGGGGAGAAGAUGAGCCUGAAGAACCUCGAGCACGAGACCGACAUCCUGCGGCGGGAGUGCAGUCCCACGGGCUCGAUCGUGUCCAUGAUCAGCACGGGGCCGUACCCCGACCUGCUGGACCUGCCGUACGUGCGGCGCCACGAGGAGUAUCCACAGGGCUUCCACUCUCUCAACUCCAACCUCGGUUCUAUCACCAGAAAGCCGAGUCUUUCCCGUUACGCAGACCGCCACCGUGACUUCCCGUCUUACGAUAGGAGUUCACUGAGCGCUAGGUGCUACAGCGACCUCAACCUGACCAUGGGCGAGCCGGCAUCCCACGCCUCCGUUCACCCGAGACUGCGACGCAUCUCCACCCGCCACCGUCGCUGCCCACCACGCCAUGCCGACUCGGAGGACACGCCAUCAUGCACGAUCACGACGCCGCAGGCUCAGGAGGAGGAUGGAUGA